AUGGAUCCUUUCCGCCCCCGGUGGCGAGCCAUGGACCCCGCCAAGCGGCGAGAGGCGGAGCGGUAUGCGCCCCGGGCGCCGACGUCCUCUUGGUCGCUGCCACCGCCCUCCGCGCCCCCCAGCGCCGGCGCCUCCCGUCUGGGGCCCCCGAACCCUACGCCGUCUUUGGCCUCAUCCCCACCGUCCCAACCGCCCGCGACCCCGCCUUCAUCCAACCUUCUCAAUCGCCCCCACCCCCGCGACCCGUGCUCGCCCGCCUUCGCCGACGCCGCCCGCCUCGUAGCCGACGCGUGGGCCUUCCUGUCAGAUCCUGACCGCAAAGCUUCCCUCGACUCCGCAUACGAAGCGUUCGAAGCUGCCGCAACUCCUGUACCCACCGCUCCCUAUAUCUCAGAAGAGAUGCCAAAGCGACCAAUUGGUCAGAAGGUGGCUAAAGAGGCAGCUUUAGCUGCAAAAAGACGGUCAAAACGAUUCAGGUCAGAUGAUGAUGAUGAUGGCAACUCAAAAGAAUCUGUAAUUGAUCUGGACAAAUUAGACAGAUUUAGCAAAUCCCAAGAGGAAACAAAUGCAAAACGCAUCAAGGUACUGGAACUUCAAAAGAAGUUGUUGUCUGAGAAGCUUGAGACCACAAAACUUGCCCACCUUACAGCACAAGAGACUAAAGAGGGAAAAAAAAAAGCUUAUUUUAGAGGCAAAGAAGGUUGA
Molecule: messenger RNA, 705 nt
Organism: Miscanthus lutarioriparius
Lineage: Eukaryota; Viridiplantae; Streptophyta; Magnoliopsida; Poales; Poaceae
Source: the annotation of a GenBank genome assembly